UCGAGCUGGAUCGCAAGCGAAAGCUGCCGGAGGUGGUGAUGGAGGCGGGCGGCAGGGAUGCGGCGGCGGCAGCAGCAGCAGCAGCAGCAGCAGCAGCGGACGACGAGGAUGAGGAGGAGCGCUGGGUCGGGCCGCUCCCGGGGGAGGCCGCGCAGGCGAAGAAAAGGAGAGUUCUUGAAUUCGAACACGUUUAUCUUGAAAAUCUACCAUCGGCUUCAAUGUAUGAACGCAGUUACAUGCACAGAGAUGUUAUUACACACGUAGCAUGUACAAAGACAGAUUUUAUCAUAACAGCUAGUCAUGACGGACAUGUAAAAUUCUGGAAGAAAAUAGAAGAAGGGAUUGAGUUUGUUAAACACUUCCGAAGUCACUUGGGUGUUAUUGAGAGUAUUGCUGUUAGUUCAGAGGGGGCAUUAUUCUGUUCUGUUGGAGAUGACAAAGCAAUGAAGGUGUUUGAUGUAGUCAACUUUGACAUGAUCAACAUGCUGAAACUUGGCUACCACCCUGGCCAGUGUGAAUGGGUAUAUUGCCCUGGAGAUGCUAUAUCUUCUGUUGCAACAUCUGAGAAAAGCACAGGAAAAAUAUUCAUAUAUGAUGGACGAGGAAAUAACCAGCCCCUUCAUGUUUUUGAUAAACUCCACAUGUCCCCACUUACUCAGAUACGCCUGAACCCUGUCUACAAAGUAGUAGUGUCUUCUGACAAGUCUGGAAUGAUCGAGUACUGGACCGGUACUCCUCAUGAAUAUAAAUUUCCCAAGAAUGUGAAUUGGGAGUAUAAAACGGAUACCGAUCUAUAUGAAUUUGCUAAAUGCAAGGCUUACCCAUCCAGUAUAAGUUUUUCACCUGAUGGAAAGAAAAUGGCCACUCUUGGGUCUGACAGAAAAGUUAGAAUUUUUCGUUUUCUGACGGGAAAGCUCAUGAGAGUCUUUGAUGAAUCUCUGAGUAUGUUUACUGAGCUUCAGCAGAUGAGACAACAACUGCCUGACAUGGAGUUUGGCCGGCGUAUGGCAGUUGAGCGUGAGCUGGAGAAAGUGGAUGCAGUAAGAUUAAUUAAUAUAAUUUUUGAUGAAACUGGACACUUCGUUCUCUAUGGAACUAUGUUGGGCAUUAAGGUCAUAAAUGUAGAGACUAACAGGUGUAUUCGUAUCUUGGGAAAACAAGAGAACAUCAGAAUGAUGCAACUGGCGUUGUUCCAAGGAGUAGCAAAGAAACAUCGUGCAGCGAUCACUAUUGAGAUGAAGGCAUCUGAAAAUCCUGUUCUCCAGAAUAUUCAGGCAGAUCCAACAGUAAUCUGCACCGCUUUUAAAAAAAACAGAUUUUACAUGUUUACUAAACGUGAACCAGAAGACACGAAGAGUGCAGAUUCUGACAGAGAUGUGUUUAAUGAGAAACCUUCUAAAGAAGAGGUUAUGGCAGCCACUCAGGCAGAAGGUCCCAAAAGAGUGUCAGACAGUGCCAUCAUCCACACAAGCAUGGGAGAUAUUCAUAUCAAGCUUUUUCCUGUUGAGUGCCCCAAAACAGUGGAAAACUUCUGUGUGCACAGCAGGAAUGGUUACUACAAUGGACACAUAAUUCACCGUAUCAUCAAGGGUUUCAUGAUUCAGACGGGUGACCCAACUGGUACCGGAAUGGGAGGUGAAAGUAUUUGGGGAGGAGAAUUUGAAGAUGAGUUUCAUUCAACUUUACGACAUGACAGACCAUAUACACUCAGCAUGGCUAACGCAGGACCAAAUACCAAUGGAUCUCAGUUUUUUAUAACAGUAGUGCCAACUCCAUGGCUCGACAACAAGCACAGUGUGUUUGGACGGGUGACUAAAGGAAUGGAAGUUGUUCAGAGAAUUUCAAAUGUCAAAGUCAAUCCAAAAACUGACAAACCCUAUGAGGAUAUCAGCAUCAUUAAUAUAACAGUGAAGUGAGGCAGGCGUUGAAGGUUCCAGCUUAAGCAGAAAAAAAUGGAGCACGUGAGACCCAGAAAGGGACGUAGGAAGAACAGACAUUUUUGAUACUUCCUAGAUACAGCAAAUACCAGGACUGAGCUGCAGUAUUGCAUUUUAUUUAAAUGGUAUGCACUGUCUCACCCCUCCAAAAAUGCAUUGUAUAUUCUAAGCCUGUGGUCCUGCCCUGAACCAUCCUGUACCUGUAAUCCCAUUGGCCCAAGUGUGAUUCCACACCCACUUCAAUCUCCCUCUUAAGCUGUCCUGGUGAGACCAGCCGACCUCUUAUCCUUUCUCCGCUCUUGGCCUUCCCCCCCUCUUGCCCUUUCCCUCCCCUAGGCUCCCCCUCCUUCCCCCUCCCCCUUCUCCCUUUCUCCCUCAUCCCGCUGUUCCCGGGGAUGGGACCCUCAAUAAUCCCUCAUCAAUCAGCACCCUCAGAAGCCGUGUGGAGUCUCCUUGCCUGCCUGCUGCUGCCAGCCAACUCACAGCCUAGGGGGCCCUCCGGGGACACCCCGGGGUGACCCCCCCAAAACGAAACACAACACAGAGCAAUCUACUAUUCUUAAUGUACCUAAAGUGCCCUAAUUCUGCAUUUCUGGUAACUUUGUAUUUUAAAGGAAAAACAUCUACAUGUUUCUUAAAAGGGCUACUGUCUUUCUUGCAUCUUUUCUAUGCAAAAUUGAAGAUAAAAACCCCCACCACGUCCCAUGACAGUGUUUGUAAUGUUUUCAUGUUUAUUUGCAUUCUUCAUGUUUAAUGAAUCUGUUUCACAGUUCAAAAUAAAAGGCCAGAAAUACUAA
Onychostruthus taczanowskii (white-rumped snowfinch) is the source of this 2734-nucleotide messenger RNA. RefSeq names its product peptidylprolyl isomerase domain and WD repeat containing 1 (gene PPWD1). The record is from RefSeq and is a predicted model, not a curated record. Gene Ontology annotation, biological process: protein peptidyl-prolyl isomerization. NCBI's taxonomy places the organism in Eukaryota, Metazoa, Chordata, Aves, Passeriformes, Passeridae. The transcript has 11 exons. Gene Ontology annotation, molecular function: peptidyl-prolyl cis-trans isomerase activity; protein binding. The coding region runs from base 39 to 1916 and encodes 625 amino acids.